AUGAUUGGAGACCUACAAAUUCCCCGUCUGGGCAAAUUUCUGCCGCUAUUGGUUUGGGCGUUUUUGGACAAGGGUUUAGCCUUAAAUACCCCUACCCCUACCCCUACCACUGCCACAAGUCCACACUCCAUUCUCCAUUCCGAAUCUCUAAUCUUCUUCCACCAUCCCUCCGAUCUCUUCACCGCCGCGUGCAAAUUCUGCUUCCGGCACCGCAACGAACACCGCCUUCUCCGCCUCAGCUAUUCUCGUUGCAAGGUAAUUGUUAAUCGCCAUCGUGGAGCUCUUCUCCUCGCUGUUGCGUCUCGUCUCACUCUCACCGCGAACGUCUCUCCUCAUCGUCAUCUCUGUUCCACUGCUCGAGCAGUCGAGCUUCUUCCCUUUGUUCUCCAGGUUCUCUCUUUCUCUGCUAAGUUUCUUGACGAGGCUGUGAAAGUCUUCAAGGCUAGAAUUAUGGAAUUAGCCCUCUUUAGUUGCUUGUUGAGGACUAUUGUAUUUUGAUUAACUUCAUUUAGUGAUUUUGUUCAGGUUCACUAUUCUUUUCAAUUUGAGUUAAUUCUUCUAAAACAAUUUUGUUAUUUUUUGGUGGUACUUAUUAAUUUUGUUGAUUGUUGAUUUAGUUGUCUAAUUGUAUGGAUUUUGACUUCUGAGUUUGUUUUCUGAACUUCUGAUGCCAUAUGUAAUUGAUAAUUAUGUUUUGAACUUUUGAUGUUGCAUGUUGUUGGCUUCUUAAUGUGAUUAGAAAUUUUCUGUAAAUAUUUAGUUAUUGGCUGUAUUUAAUUUGUGUUUGGAAAUUGUAGUUGUUACUAAUUAGAAAUUUUUAUUUUUGAAGAUAGAACAACUAAAUAGUGAUCAAGCAUUACAUAUAUUAAUUUUUAAUAAUUUUAUUUAAUUUUAAUAAAGCCGGUUGAACCCCAAUCAAACCGAUAAACCAUUGAACCAGUAAUCUUAUCGGUUUAUUGACCGGUCCAGUUCUCGCAACUUUGCUUCCGAACCCCUCCAAGUUCCAACCCUAAUUUCCAUUGCACCCUAGUUCGGCGUCGUCUGUCCCUCUCUCUCUCUCAAACUGCAGCAGCAGUGGUGCUCACUAAGCCAGCGUCGCCUAACAUUCAAAAUUUAGUCACCUCUGGAAGCUCUGCUCGGCCCUCUUCUCCUCUACGUCGUUGCGUCUGGCCCUCUUCUCUCCCGCACAAGCUCUUCUCCUCUGCGUCUUUGUAUAAUCGUUCCUCCUUCGCUAGCAAUUCUGUUUCGCUCCUCCCUGCCUCGCCGUCUGUUUCGCUCUUACCUUGGCGUCAG
Molecule: messenger RNA, 1293 nt
Organism: Arachis ipaensis
Lineage: Eukaryota; Viridiplantae; Streptophyta; Magnoliopsida; Fabales; Fabaceae
Source: RefSeq, a predicted model, not a curated record